AUGCUCCACUCUUUCCUUUUCUUCUCGCGUGUUCAUCCUGGUCAACUCUUUCCUUUUCUUCACACGUGUUCCACUCUAACCUUUCCCUCGCUCAUGCUCCACUCUUUCCUUUUCUUCUCGCGUGUUCAUCCUGGUCAACUCUUUCCUUUUAUUAUCACGUGUUCCAUUCUAUCAUUUCCCUCGCUCAUGCUCCACUCUUUCCUUUUCUUCUCGCGUGUUCAUCCUGGUCAACUCUUUUCUUUUCUUCACACGUGUUCCACUCUAACCUUUAUUUCCUCAUGCUCCCUCUUUCCUUUUCUUCUCGCGUGUUCAUCCUGGUCAACUCUUUCCUUUUCUUCACACGUGUUCCACUCUAACCUUUCCCUCGCUCAUGCUCCACUCUUUCCUUUUCUUCUCGCGUGUUCAUCCUGGUCAACUCUUUCCUUUUAUUAUCACGUGUUCCAUUCUAUCAUUUCCCUCGCUCAUGCUCCACUCUUUCCUUUUCUUCUCGCGUGUUCAUCCUGGUCAACUCUUUCCUUUUCUUCACACUCUGUUUCCUCCUGCUUUUUUCCCCUCCUUCUCAUGCAUCCACUCUUUCCUUUUCUUCGCGCGAUUUCAACCUGGUCAACACUUUCAUUUUCUUCACUUUGUUUCCUCUAA
Molecule: messenger RNA, 639 nt
Organism: Acanthosepion pharaonis
Lineage: Eukaryota; Metazoa; Mollusca; Cephalopoda; Sepiida; Sepiidae
Source: the annotation of a GenBank genome assembly